Messenger RNA from Dermacentor andersoni, 3041 nucleotides. RefSeq lists its product as uncharacterized. NCBI's taxonomy places the organism in Eukaryota, Metazoa, Arthropoda, Arachnida, Ixodida, Ixodidae. The record is from RefSeq and is a predicted model, not a curated record.
ACGGAAUUGUCCGAAAGAAAGAAGAAGACGAGCAAGCAGUGAGCGAACAGGCAUAGUGGCAGAGAACAGCUCUGAGCAGACUGAAAUGUCGAUAGGAACGCCUGCAAGCACUGGCCGAACGUGGGAAGGACCGCAAAUAGCUGCCGAGGACGCCGCCGUUGUGCAAACGCUGAAGCAGCGUCCAGCGUGGGUCCGGUUCUUGCUCCCGGCGAGGCCUCGAAAUGCCCUCGUUCGGACUCUUCAACUGGUCAUCGCCAUGCAAGUGCUGUACCUGGUCAAAGAAGGCGCCAUUUCCAUCCUGUCGAGUCGAAGCUCCUCCGCUGUGUUGCAGGGCUACGCGCAGCAGGAAAGGAGGAAGCUUACGCGCCUGGUUUGAGUUGCGGUACCGAAUGAUCCUGUACAACAAAACUCGCUGGCUGCCUUCCCUAGAGUGGUCACACUUUAGGAAGACUCUUGGCGAGAACAUCACCGCGUCCCAGGCGCGCUCGCUGAACCGGACACUGGUCAACAUGAACAUGGCCGGUCUGUCAAUGCUAAACGUGCGCGCCGGAGUCAGAGACCUGAGGCCGCUGAGCAGGUCAUUGGCCACCUUGGCAGGUGCGAACCCAGGCAUGUUCCUGGCCCUCGGCCUCCGCCUGUUGGGACUCGUGGACAGCACGGCCACCAGACUCGUGCCCGCUGAACUCCUGGACGCCCUGUUGACACCCCUGAGCCUGUUUGUGCUUGAGACCCACCUGCCUGUACCGGAAAGGAAGUGCGUAACCGCGCCUCUGAUGCCCCUGUUUCCCUACGCCAGCCAGAAGCGCCACACGCUCACGUUCCGCGGCGUAAAAGCGUUCUUCUCCCAGCCGGUCAUCAGGCUCAUCCAUCCCAAUGCCACGGUACGUUGCGUGUCGCUUCUGGCCGGAGCCGUGCGGUUCCGUCUGGUUGCCGACGCACGCUAUGUCGGCAACGCCUCGAGUACCGUCGCGCCGACCAAGCCUGGGCGCUCCUCUUGGCCUCGUCACGUGCACGUGCCGGGCGAGCCGUGCUACUCGUGGUCCGUGGUCCCGGCGCAGUUCGCCUGCCUUCAGAGCCACGUGGCACACAUUGCCGACGCGCCCGCCUGGUACGCCAGCUCGGAAAGCAGCUUCUUCGCCUUCGACACGCAGGAGACCUUCGUUCGCAAGGCUCAACACGUCCUGACGGAGCACCUCGAAUCCGAGAUGCCGACGUGCCUGGCGUUGUACUCGGUUGACCUGGAGGCACCGAGGGUAGCGUGCCCCGACAUCUUGGGCCGCUAUCAGGCGCUGGCCCUUCAUGCCCUGGAUGUGCUCAGACUUCUCCGCCCUUCUCAGUUUAGAGGAGCCUCCGUUUUCUGGAGCCUCUAAUGUUUUUCUUUCUUUUAUUAUUAUUAUUAUACUUUUCGUUUUUCUCUGUGCGCGGUGGCCUGUACAGUUCGACUCCGCCGAUCACCCACCCCGGCAGACGUGGUGUUCGAGAGAUUUUCUUGCGCUACCCAAAAGUGCCAUAGUCAUUACAGAGGGGAGAGGGGUACAUACGUUGUCGGAGUAUACUUUGGUUGUACAUACGUCCUGUUUUCUCUAUCGAUCAUACGAUACAGUGCUGUAGGUUUCUUUUUAUAACAUUCCCGUGUCCUGUUCAAUUUUUUUCUAUAUCUAGAGGUGCCCAUGUUAAUCUGUCGAGAAGACGGAUCUUGUAAGCGAAGUGUUUAUUUGUUAGGGGUGAAUUUGAAACUGCUAAAAUGAAUUGUAUCAGUGUGUCAGUCUCAAGCGAUAAGCGGCUCCUGGGUACUUGUCAAGCCGCUGCGAUACUUUUAGCCCUAGGGAUCGUUCAGCUCAUGGAAGAAAUAAAAGCGAUCCAAUACAUCAAAGCACAUGAUCACUAGGUUCUUUCGAUGACUGUUCAUGUAAUAAUCGCUGGAAUAUAAUAAACGCACUAUAAACGCUGAAAUAAAUAACAUCGAGCAAUGUCAUAUUUAACAACUGAAAAUGAAUUUGGAUGAAGACUCUUCGAUUAGUUGCAUGGCAAUAGAGUAUUAUCUAAAAAGCUAUGAGAAACUAGCAAUGGCUGACAUGUAGCCGACGUGGCUGAUACGGAAAGGUGCUGUGCGGUGUUUAGGCUGUGCUCUAGCAAUGGUCACGUGUCGCUUUUAAGCGUGUGCUCCUCAGAGCAGCGCUCCUUUUUUGUGUGUUGCGUGAAUGUGUGUACCCUAAUGGGUUCACGUGUAAGGCGGUAGGCCACACACACACACAAAAAAAAUUAAAUUGGAAGCCAGAAUUUAUAUAACUCUCUUAUCCUGAAUAAGCAUGUCUUAUUUAAUUUAUUCGACUAUUUAAAGGGCAGAAAAUAUUUUCUUUAUUUUUUAACAGAUAACUUUUGUCACAAACUGUGGCAAAAGUCCUAGUUCUCCAGCAGUGAUGAGUAACCCAUGAAUUGCUGAAUUGAGUAAAACUUUGACAUUUACAUAGCUAAGUGGGGGACAUAUGCAAUGAACUAGGAUAAAUGCAGUGUGAUGUAUAUUAAGGAAGUAAUUAGGAAUCAAUUUCUUUCGUUCCAGUUGGUUGUACACAUCUCUGUGAGGAAUGAGUGUGCAAAAUUUCAUUUCAAAAUAUUCAUUAAAAAAAAGUUAUCAAAGUUUGCGUAACAUGAGGUGGAGAAAAAGAUUGUUUUGAGAAAAACGUAAACAAUGUGAAAGGUGUCCAAACUACACAGAGUCCUAAAUUGCACCAGCUUCAUAGCUGGAGCUCACACUAGAGUCCGCUUUUGUUAGUGCUGCUUCUCGGCGACAACUUAAAAUGAAAAAAAAAAAAGUAUUUUGAAUUAAUUCUCAAUACGAGCGUAUGGGUUGGAAAACUCACUGUAACUUCCAAACUAAUGGGGGUAUAGGAGAUAACUCUUUGCAACAUGUUGCGGAUGGUUAGGCAUACAGAAAGAAGAAAAAAAAAACCCAAUCUUGUGUUUAAAAUUGACUUUUAUAGGUGGCCUACCACCUUAAGGUUACUGAAUUUGGACACGAAUGAGUUAUCAGUUUGUUACCA